This is a messenger RNA of Naegleria fowleri, 747 nucleotides long. RefSeq lists its product as uncharacterized. The transcript has a single exon. Lineage: Eukaryota; Heterolobosea; Eutetramitea; Acrasida; Naegleriidae. Bases 1 to 747 code for a protein of 248 amino acids. The record is from RefSeq and is a predicted model, not a curated record.
AUGCCUCGGAGUCGACCAUUAAUGAUCAAUAUUUCAUUUGCUAGGGAUCAAAAUGAAGAGGGCUCAACGUUGAAAGGCACCAUUUCCUCCUCCUCCUCAGGGGGUGCUUGUUCAUUUCAUCCUCAUCACCAACAUCAUUCAGUCCCACAUUCUUCCUCACCUCCAAUCAUUCAAAUUGAUGAUUCAGAUGAAGACUCUUCUCCAUUCACUUCCUCUUCUUGUUCUUCUUCAGCAAGUAAUUCCACCAGCUCCUUGACUUGUUGUGGCCAUUUGGGUGGCUGCUCUGAAUUUGAGGAACCAUCACUGGGUGGAGCCACAUCCUCCACUCAUGAAGAUCACAACAAGACUCUUUCCUCUCUCUUCACUCGACUUGGAUUGAGUCUCUCCAGAAAACCCUCUCGAGAAUGCUCCUUUUCACAAGAGGAUCGUCUCUCACCACCUUCCUCAUUCAGUCCUCAAUGUCCUUCCACCACCUCAGCUUCCCAAUCAUUCAAUGCCGCCUCUUCUUCUUUUCCACUCCUUCUAGCGCCUUCUAACAAACGAAAAAACAGUCUCAUGUUUUCAACUCCUUCCACUGAAGACAAUGAAUCAACCGUGAGAGAUAUUUUGAGUUCGAUUUCGUCUCGGUUUCACAAUGCUCUGUUGGAGAAGAAAACCUCAAACAGCAUUAUGAAACCAAAGAAGAUGAAGUCGAAUUUGAAAAGGUUUACCAAGUCUUUUGAUGGACAUUCUUCCAGCAAUUACUGA